This is a messenger RNA of Teleopsis dalmanni, 1114 nucleotides long. It is a transcript of the gene Sec13, whose product is annotated as protein SEC13 homolog. Gene Ontology annotation, cellular component: nuclear pore outer ring; COPII vesicle coat. NCBI's taxonomy places the organism in Eukaryota, Metazoa, Arthropoda, Insecta, Diptera, Diopsidae. Gene Ontology annotation, biological process: positive regulation of TOR signaling; protein import into nucleus; COPII-coated vesicle budding. Bases 101 to 1048 code for a protein of 315 amino acids. The record is from RefSeq and is a predicted model, not a curated record. The transcript is spliced from 2 exons. Gene Ontology annotation, molecular function: protein binding; structural molecule activity.
AUACUCAUGGUUGGCUGCACUGUAGAACUGAAAUAAAUUGCCACCACGUCAAUCGGCAUUUUUUUGAUGAUCUGAUAUUUGUGUUUAUAUUAAGUAAAAAAUGGUUAGUUUAAUCAACACAGUGGACACAGGACAUGAGGAUAUCAUCCAUAACGCAGUUCUUGAUUACUAUGGUUCACAUUUAGCUACUUGUUCAUCAGAUGGUUCUGUUAAAAUUUUUGAUGUUAAGAAUGGAAAUCAGGUGCUUGUAGCUGAUUUAAAAGGUCAUCAAGGACCGGUCUGGCACAUUGCUUGGGCACAUCCUAAAUUUGGAAACAUAUUAGCUUCUUGCUCUUACGAUCGUAAAGUAAUUAUAUGGAAGGAAAAUGUUGGUAACUGGACUAAACUCUACGAAUACAAUAAUCAUGAUUCGUCUGUCAAUUCAGUAGCAUUUGCUCCAGCUGAACAUGGAUUAAUAUUGGCUUGUGGAAGCUCUGAUGGUUCUAUAUCAAUAUUAACAUCCAACAUUGAAUAUGGCGUUUGGGAUAGUAAAAAAAUUCCGAAUGCGCAUACUAUAGGUUGUAAUGCAGUUUCUUGGUGUUCAUCGACUGUCCCUGAACCAGCGUUUGAUCAGCGCACUGUUGCUCGUAAUGUCACUGUGAAACGCUUAGUUAGUGGUGGAUGUGAUAAUUGCGUAAAAAUUUGGCGUGAAACUAAUGACCGUUGGAUAGAGGAGAACCGUUUAGAAGGACACUCAGAUUGGGUACGCGAUGUGGCGUGCGCGCCAUCAAUUGGUUUAGCUAGAUCUCAAAUAGCUUCAGCAUCGCAGGAUCGUCAUGUUAUUAUAUGGAAUAGUGCAGAUUUGAUUACAUGGUCUUCUACUAUCUUACAUACCUUUGACGAUGUAGUAUGGAGUGUAAGUUGGUCAGUUACAGGAAAUAUACUUGCUGUUACUGGAGGAGAUAAUAAAGUAACAUUGUGGAAAGAAAAUAAUGAAAAUCAGUGGAUAUGUCUGAAUGAUGACGCAACGGUAUCGGGUGCACAACAAAGUGAACAAAGAACACUAUGAAUCAAUAAUAAAAUAAAAUUUUUAUAUAAAAAUAUUACUUGUCAUUAUAAAGUUACUAAAAACAUA